This is a messenger RNA of Theileria annulata, 1074 nucleotides long. RefSeq lists its product as uncharacterized. The transcript has 3 exons. NCBI's taxonomy places the organism in Eukaryota, Apicomplexa, Aconoidasida, Piroplasmida, Theileriidae. The record is from RefSeq and is a predicted model, not a curated record. Bases 1 to 1074 code for a protein of 357 amino acids.
AUGUAUGGGUUAUUAAAUAAAAGUAACAUACCUAAAUUAUGUAGUUUUAGAAGAUUCUAUAAUGUACAAAAUACUAUAACAAAUCGAAACAAAAUAUUAUCGAACAAAUGUAUUGAAAUAUUCCAUCAAACCAAUGAAAUACAAAGAAUAAAAUGUAACAUAAAUAUUAAAGAUAAAUCCUUGAAAUCUAAAAAUGUAAAGACUUUUGUCAAUAUGUACUCAUUAAACAACAGUCAACCAUACACAACUACCAACUCUGGAUUAAAUGAAUCGAAAAUUAGUAAUAGAGUCGCGAGUAAUUUGGGGAAAGGAUCAGUGGUCACGGGAAAUCAACCAAAUAGACCAUCUAAUUAUCAAAAUGGAGAUAAAAAUGGACAUGUAGAUUAUAAACCAAGCGAUAAUAACUUAAAACUGAAUAAUGAAGAAAAGGAAUCCAGUUCAAAACAAACGUUACAUGGAAAUUCUGUUACUAGUGUUGGAAAGAAGAAAAGAUUCCAAAAAUUCAGACAAUAUAUGAGUAAAAGUAAACGUAUGAAUAAAUUAAAGUUGUAUCUGAGUAACAGCAAAAGCCUAAAUAAACUAAGGUUAUACCUCGAAAGUAACAAACGCCUGAAUAAACUAAAGCUAUACCUAAGUAACAGCAGGAGACUGGAGAAGCUCAGAGUUUAUAUACUCAAUAAUAGACAAAAGUUAAAAGGACUAACAAAUAACGUCAAAAGGCGCGAAAAAUUAAGGUUGAUGAGGUCCAAGUUCAAGGAAAAAUCCCUAGCCUUCAGAAUAGGAGCUAUGUUGACUCUGAAGCGUUACGGGAAAAUUGGAGCGAUCAUUUACUUCGGUGUUUAUGGAGUUACACUGGCUGGAAUGAACGCAAUCGUUUUUUUGAACUACUUAACGAGCGAAGACGUUAGGAAGGCUCUUAAUUAUUUGAAUAUUAGCUCAGUAAAGGUACCCGACGUGGAUAGCCCAUUCGCAAAGUUCACAGUAGCAUAUAUCGCAACAAAAAUAGUGGAGCCGCUCAGGCUAGUAGUGUCGAUUCUACUAACGGUCACAUUCACAAAAUUGUUUAGAAAAUAA